Messenger RNA from Paramuricea clavata, 2496 nucleotides. The record is from the annotation of a GenBank genome assembly. NCBI's taxonomy places the organism in Eukaryota, Metazoa, Cnidaria, Anthozoa, Malacalcyonacea, Plexauridae.
AUGGCGGACGAAACUAGCGAACUCGAUGCAGCCGAUAACAACCCCGAAACUGCCGAGGAAAUAACAGCUGGGUUAAACGCUGAAGGAGUACUGAUUGAAACCACAGGAAUGCUCGUGGAUGUCAGUGGUAGGUGGCGAGUUGGAUUGUUCAGUCAUUUUCUUUGUGAAAUUUGCAACGAAUUACACUGAAACUAACUUCGAGAAAAGCACUAAAAGAAUGAUAGGCCGUUUGCGGCGUCCCAAUAUCGUUUACUUUCAUUUCCCAUGUCUUGGAACUGAAAUAUUUUUACGGGAAACUGACACUUUCGAACACGCUUAGUUCAAAUCCGAAAAGUUUCCACUCCGUAGACCGGCAGUUUUCUCACAAACUGCAAUUUUAUCUUCACUAAUUUCACAACUACUUUUUUCAUUGUUCAACGACACGGAUCGAUGACGACAAACGAUUAUGUCACUCAAUGAUUAUGUCACUUUUGCUCGAAUCAUUCAGUUAUGUAAUAUUAUGCGUGUUGGACGUAAACCACAUAACUUGUCUACAACUUUGGGAAGGUGCAGAUAAAGCUUUCUAAAAUCCUCAGUUCUGGCUCUAUCUCUAUAAAAUCACAAGGACGUUAAUGCUAAGUCUUUUGGCUAUGUCUCUGGGCUGAGAAAUAACUUUUUUAACGCGACCAAGGUAUUUAAAACAAAAGUAACGCGAAUCCAACGGAACGACAAAGACAACACUAAAAUGAAAUGUUGUCGAUGGGUUGCUGGUAAAAGACUUUCAACAGGAUCACUCUUAAAUAAUCUUAAACUGGAAUAAUAAAUGUUCACAUCAAAGACAAAGAUCAGUGCCAAAGUAUAAAAUCUGCUCUGUAAACUUACGACGAAGUGGAGAAAUGUGUUCAUGAGCUGUUUAUUUGGUGAUUUGAUGAAAACCCUCUUUCCAAUAAUACUCACUAAUCGCACAGAAUAACACCAACUGAUAUAAUAGUUCAAAUGCAAUGAUAUAUUACCUCUUGAAUUACGUCUCAAAAACUGUGUUGGAAAUUUAAAUGCUGAUCCAUUACAUAACAUUACCGUUUUACAUCAUUGUAUAAAACAUUUUGAUCGCAUGUACGUAAGGAAUUAUUUCUCAGCCCUGAGACAUAGCCAAAAGACUUAGCAUUAACUUCCUUGUAAUUUUGUAGAGAUAGACCCAGAACUGAGGAAUUUAGAAAGCUUUAUUUGUACCUUCCCAAAGUUGUAGACAAGAUAUGUUAUUUAUGUCCAACACGCAUAAUAUUACAUAACUCAAAAUGAUUCCAGCAAAACCGGUCUUGUGUUAAAAGGAAGACUGGUUAAUAGAAAUUGGUCCUUUUGAGUGACAUAAUCGUAUGUCAUCAUUGAUCCGUGUCGUUGAGCAAUGAAAAAAUCUGUCGUGAAAUUAGUGAAGAUAAAAUUGCAGUUUGUGAGAAAACUGCAGGUCUAUAGAGCGGGAACUUUUCGGAUUUGAACUCAGCUUGUUCAAAAGUGUUAGCUCCCGUAAAAAUAUUUCAGUUCCAAGACAUGGGAAAUGAAAAUCGUUUUCUAGGCACUUUUCGACACGUUGUUUUUACCUAAUAUAUUCAUGUAUUAAAUAAUCUACAUAUUCAAAUUACCCUCUUAAUUAUCUGUUAACUUCCAUUGAUUGUGCCAAUAAUUAUCACUUAUUUACUGAGACCGAGGGAAACAGUGUGUUUUGUGGACCCGAGACCGUCGAUGUUUCCCGAGGCGAAGCCGAGGGAAACAUCGACGGUCGAGGGUCCACAAAACACACUGCUUUCCCGAGGUCUCAGUAAAUAAGUGUUUUAUUAUAUAUCAAUAGUCAAAGAAACAACAAAUUAAAGAACAAAUGAACGUAAAUACAAGAAAUAUUUUAUUGUUUAAAACGUUAUAUUAAACACUGGCUACACUGCAGCAGUUACUUAAAGCGAAAGUUUUAAUUACGUGCUAGGCAUGUCCAAAGGUCGCACCUUCACGUGAUGGCGCACGUGAUUUUUUUUGUUAUUCGCCGGUGGAUAACGUAUUAUCUCCCUCUCGCGCUGUUGCGAGGGAGACAGCCUAAUUUCGUCACUCUCACGUGAUAUGCUUUCAACCAAUAAAACACUAGAAAAAUGCGACUUUGACUAUUGAUAUAUAAUAAUAACAUUUAACCUCUCAGACUCAGCUUGCAUCGAGUUUCGCGGUAAUUUUCCUGAGAAUGUUUUUUGAGACUCCUGCUGAUGUAAGUAGUGCAGGGAUGCAGCUCAUGAUGCAGAGAUUAUCUGUCCACACAACAGAAGAAGGAGUAAGUCGUGGUUUAAGUUUUAAACCUCGUUCAGACGACGUGUUCGUCGUGACUCCACGAAAAUGCGGCACAACAUGGAUGCAACAGAUUCUACAUCAGUUACGUAGUGGUGGCGAUAUGUCAUUCGAUGAUAUUUGCGAUGUUAUCCCUUAUAUCGAGUUGGCUUAUCAUACCGAAAUCGAUCUCGACGCUGAGCACGCGUAUCAACCACG